This is a messenger RNA of Schistocerca gregaria, 3965 nucleotides long. Its product is annotated as neurogenic differentiation factor 1-like. The record is from RefSeq and is a predicted model, not a curated record. NCBI's taxonomy places the organism in Eukaryota, Metazoa, Arthropoda, Insecta, Orthoptera, Acrididae. Bases 98 to 865 code for a protein of 255 amino acids. The transcript has 3 exons. Gene Ontology annotation, molecular function: RNA polymerase II transcription regulatory region sequence-specific DNA binding; DNA-binding transcription factor activity, RNA polymerase II-specific; protein dimerization activity. Gene Ontology annotation, biological process: regulation of transcription by RNA polymerase II; developmental process.
GCCUGCUAUGGAUCCUGCACGGUGCUCUGCUCCCGACACCGAGCAGAGGCGCGGACACACUCCAGGCGGACUCUGACGCGGCGUCACAUGAAGUGAGAUGCCUCGCCGGCGCAGAGCAGCCGGCGGGGGCGGAGGCCGCGGCGCGGACAUCGGCGCGGGCGCGGGGGCGGCGGCGGCGGCGGCGGCGGCGGCGCUGGCGGACGACGAGCCCGGCUGCUGCGCGCGGCCCGAACAGCGGCACGCGGCCAACGCUCGCGAGCGAGCGCGCAUGCGCGUGCUGGCUCGCGCCUUCUGCCGGCUCAAGACGACGCUGCCCUGGGUGCCGGCCGACACCAAGCUCAGCAAGCUGGACACGCUGCGCCUCGCCGCCUCCUACAUCGCGCACCUGCGUGCCAUCCUCACCGACGAGCCGGCGCCGCCCUCCGCGCAGCACCCGCUCAACCUCACGUGGCCGUUCAGCUUCCAGCAGCAGACGGCGUCCGCCCCCGCGGCUCCGGCUCCGGCGCCGGCGCAGCCGCAUCCCGCCCCCGCGCUGCCGCCUCCGGCUGGGGGCGGCGCCGAGCUGCAGUGUGCCGUUGCCCCCGGCUGGCCGCCGGCCACCUGCCGCCCCCACUUGCCGCCCUCGCCCUCCUCCUCCUGCAGCGCCGACGGCGACGGCGACGCCGACGCUGACCUAGACGAGGACGACUGCCCACUCUUCCACCGUCAGCACCAGCUACAGCACCACCACCACCACCACCUCCAGCAGCAGCAGCAGCAGCCGCACCACCACCACCACCACCACCACCACCAACAGAACCAUCCUCAGCUGCAGUCUCACGUUGCACACCUGCCCUACUCCGACGCGAUGAUGCACCUCGGGUGAAGGGUCACUCACCUCUCAACACGCACCACCCACUUACAGAAUUCACCGGGAGAGUGUGAACAUCCUUUAAUUCAAAAGAACGUUUACGAACUGAUACGGCACAUCGAUCAUACAACAUCUGUAAUCACACAGGAACAGCGGCUCGCAAAGGCCAUCUGAGGCUACUAAAUGACGUUCCAACCAUUUCAUCACACGCUACAAAUGGAUGCCACUACAGGAGAUGCUCAAAGUUUCGUCCAGAGGCAUCGAGACAAGCGUGACAUUGACGCUGCAUUGAAUGGUGUACCAUCGCGAAGGUAGCUGGAGUAUCUAGAGGACAACGUGCUGCCGCAACUAUCCUGCAUACUAGGUGCUCUGGCGAUGUAACAGUUCUUUCAUACACGGGGACCUACAGAUGACUCCCACAGGAAGAGAUCGACUGGGGGCUGAUAAGGAGACCCUGGUGGCCGUACAACUGGCCCACUGCGAGCAAUCCAGCGGCUGCCUGCAGACGUGCCCUCACCUGUCUGCUGACAUGCGUCGUGCAGAAAUCGGAUGCGACGACGAAUAGUGUCCGGCAGAACCUCUCGCAAGAAUGCGAGACACGUGCGAUCGUCAAGUCGGUCCGUGAGAAUGUACGGCCCAAUUACACAGCCCCCGACCAGGCCAGACCGCACGUUUAGGAUAAAUUUGCGUUACGAGUGAUGCGUCGGUGCGGCAUGUGGGUGCACAUCCGCCCACGUACGCAGGUUGCUGAAGCUAAUCGCGCCCUCGAGAGAGAACGCAGACUCAUCGGCGAAGAGACACUUUGUUCUCAUGACAGUACCGCCCUCUAUGGGGUUUGCGACCGCCGGUUCCUAUGUGGUUACUGAUCUAUGUUGUAUCCCUGAUGUGCCGUAUCAAUUUGUAAAACUUUUUUUAAAUCGCCGUGUACUUGGACGCACUGUUAGAACGAUGCUUUGUUUUAACUAAACACUAGCUACCAGUUGUGUACCGGUUGAGACCUUGAUGCAUAGCAUAAACAUCUGGCUGACUGCUGCGAUGUUAAGAAAUCCAUGAAGUACUGCAUCUCCGUGAGUAAAGGCCACGUCCGAUGUACUUCUGUGACAAGUCCAGCGAGGGACAGGCAGAAUUUACAGUUCAAGCACUCAGCGAGGGCCGUCAAUAAGUCGGUAGCUGUCAUGUGCGUUGUAGCCGUGCAGACUAAAAAUGACGCUGUUUCGUUGUUGCUGUCAGGACAGCCUUACACCGCCCCGUAGACGUGACUUGGCGGAGGACGGCGUAUCUCCGUGCUUACUGACUGCUCCGCGUUGAGUGGGAGCGAGUAAGUAGACUCUGGCCGUUGCAUAGAGCUAACAGUCUGAUAGUGACUCAAGGCGAAGAAAAUAUUCUGAGGAACGCAGUAAGAGUUGCGAAUCCUGGAAAAUGGAAAGGAACAGCUAUCUAAGGAAUGUUGAUUUUAAUUCUCUUUAACCCCAAUGUUAUAUCGCAGGCGUACGUCAGUUGUCAACACUAGAAAUCAAUAUCAGCCUAUGUACGUUUGUCAUCAAGCACUGGAGUUAAAGAGAAUCACAAGAAAACAUUCCCUGUUCGCUUCCAGGCCGUAAGAAUAAUAGAUGAGCUAUUAAACCCCAGUACUGUCAUACCCUUUCUAAUGGUCUCGUUCGCUCUUCCAACUUAACAGUAUUGUCUCCUGAGUGCAAUGUCAACAGCGACUGAUUCCUUCCCUCCUUCUCGAGUACUCAGUAAUACCCUCUGACGCUCGAAGUAAAGUGGAUAAAUGCGUGCUACACUUCUUUUGCUAUAUAUAAUGAAGAAUGUGAGGUUCUGCUGCUACGAAAGAGCCUUUUCUUUUCUUCGGUCUUUUUUUUUGUUCAUAAAUUAGCGAAGUCACAGAACAUGUUGCCCAGCAAGGCAUAGCUUCUGUAAAGUGCCUCGUCUAAUCAUUAUAUGAACAUUAGUCAUGCCCCACGGUCGCCCUAGCAUUCUAAUAAAUCGUCAUUACAGUCGCGUCAAUGUUUUAAGAAAAGAGUUCUCGUUGACUGACACGUUAGUGAAUUUGUAUUCAGUCGAGUGUGAGCGAAUUUCAUUAUGCCGCUCCUCCCCUCGGCACGUCCUCUCCGCACUUAAACAGUAUCGUCUGAUUUUUUCCCUCUGAAUAGCGGAGGUUUUUAGUACUUGCUGAAUUGAGAAAGAAAUUGAAAAUGUUUACAGCACGCAAGAUAUUCUGCGAAAGACUAGGAGUCAGCAGUGGAGCUAUCGUAGUAAGAAUAUAAGUAUGCACGGGCCAUAUUAUACUUCAUCUGUAGCUCACUGAGGGAGAAAAAAGUAGAAGGGCCGGCAUAUAGAAAGAACAGUAACAGAAACUAAAGGCUGGGCGAAAGCCAUCAGAGAUUGACAAAGUGCUCCCAGUUACAAAGUGGUUUCUGUUGUAACUCGAAGUGAUGAUCGCUUCUGGAUAUCGCACAUCUUCCUAAUGACGCCGAUAAGAUUUGUUAUGUACCUCUUCUGAGACGUUUGAAAAAUAAACAAUCCUGAGUGAACAAGGGCAUUCUUACGAACAUAUAUUAAUUCGAGAAAUUUUGAACAUAGCUGCUAAGGUUCAGUGACCGUGUCAGAAUUAUAUUAGAACAAAUAAGCCCUCCUUCACAAAUAUUAACUGAAAACUGACCAGGUUUCGACGCUACUACGAGCGUCGUCUUCAGAAUUAAACUAACUGUUCUAAAACAUAAUUGGUAUGUAAGACAUUAAUAAACUAAAGUGUGUACUGACUGGAAAGAGAUGCAGUACUUACAAGUCACAUUCUUAAACAAUCUAAGCCGGAAAGGCGACGUCAUGAAAAGUUGUAAAUAAGAUAAGAUGGCGAGCCGCUAAGAGCUGCUCGUACCUGAGUGACCACAGGUUGCAACAAAACUGAGGUGCCCACGUUAGAAAGUGUGGGCAAGUAAGCGUGGUGUUGCUACGAGCGCCAUCUAGUAGCCGCAGAAACAAUUAGGCUACUGUACAAUCAAAAUUAGACACACGAAAUUGUAACGAAGCUGAUUCAGGCAUAACGUAAGGACUACUAAUAGUAAGAUAAAGUACUGUUUUAAACAGAGAUACAUUUUGUAACGUAAGAAAA